Molecule: messenger RNA, 2033 nt
Organism: Carassius auratus (goldfish)
Lineage: Eukaryota; Metazoa; Chordata; Actinopteri; Cypriniformes; Cyprinidae
Product: major histocompatibility complex class I-related gene protein-like
Exons: 4
Coding region: 59-1039 (326 amino acids)
Biological process (GO): immune response
Cellular component (GO): external side of plasma membrane
Source: RefSeq, a predicted model, not a curated record
ACCUGGUUCAUUUUAUCUCCAUGUACUGUACAUUUGACUUAUUUUAGGGGCCAAACACAUGAAAAUGCCUUUGCUUUUUAUCUGUUAUUGUUUUUAUUUUUUUGCCCUAUUAUUCAUUUCAUAUUUUGCAUAUGUUUCUCUGUGUGUUCUAGGAUCUGCAUCAGAUGCUUCAUACAUCAUGCUUAUAUUUGUUAUUUUCAUCCUAGUCAUUUUAAUAAUGGUGUGGUGUCAUGUUUUUUGUGAUGUUGAUUGUCUGUUCAAUAUUUUUUCAGAGUUACACACGCUCGAGACUAAAAUCUCUGGAAAAUAUGGACCGACGGUUGUAGGAUAUCACGAGUUUACUUCUGUGUCUACACUGGAUGGACUGCAGAUUGAUUAUUAUGACAGUGUGACAAAGAAGCUGAUUCCCAAACAGGUUUGGAUGAAGGAGUUUGCAUCUACAGACAGAUGGGAAGAAUACACUGAGAUAAGAGAACGAAUGCAGCAGACCAGAGAACUCAACAAUCCUCCUCCAAUGCGAUUCAGUCCUCCACGUGGUGUUCAGAAGUAUCAGAGAGUGUAUGGAUGUGUUUGGGAUAAUGAGACUGGACACAGACGUGGGUUUGAUGAGUACAGUUAUGAUGGACAGGAUUUCAUCACACUGGACCUGAAGGAGAACAGAUAUACUGCAUCUGUACCACUGGCAGAACCCACAGUGAUGAAGUGGAACGAGGAUAGAGAACGGCUUGAUUUUCUGAAACGAUACUACAGAUAUGAGUGUUUUUACUUUCUGAAAGAGCUCCUACAUUUCUCUAAAGCUUCUUUUGAGAAAACAGGUAAAGUACCAGCGUCAACAGAACAGAUUUUGUCUGAGCCAACCCAAAAGAUUCUGACAGAGGAUGCAACCAACAGUAACAGAUCUGCAUCAGAUGCUUCAUACAUCAUGCUUAUAUUUGUUAUUUUCAUCCUAGUUAUUUUAAUAAUGAUUUCACUUUGGAACAACUGGAAUCAUAUCAGACGUUACUUCAGUAAGGUCAGAUGUUUAAAAAAAAGAGAAUAAUUCCACUCCCAAAGGUACAUCUAGUACUGAAGACUGUAGUCAAAGUGAGCAGUCCCUCAUCGAAUCUUCAGAACCAUUAGCUUCAUCACCAGAGGAAGGAUCUUCAUCACUACCCAACAUCUGACACAUUUUGAAAAUUACAAGAAACAUCAAAAUACUUUUGAAGAUUUUCAAUGAACAUUCAUCUCUAUAUUUUACCUUUUAUUCCAUCUGUCAUCUUGAGAUUUUUAGCAUUUCUUUUAGAAUGAAUUACUUAGCUGCUUUUCCACCGUUGGGUCAAUCCAUUGUCUUCAGUGAACUGUUCAUUUCUGAUCUAGCUCAGCUGGUAUGGAUAUGGUUUAUUUUUUGGGCAGUUGGGAGUUCAGUGCCUUGCUCAAGGGCACCUAAGUUGUGGUAUUGGUAAUUAUGUGUGUUAGUACUUUAUAUGUGCCUUAUUUUCUUUUCAUUUCUUUGUUCUGGACUCAUUGAUCAGUUUAAGUUUGGUCUGGUGUUUUCUCAUUGGAUAGUACUUGUUGAGCUUGUGGUAAACAGAACAGAACAGAAAAAAAAAAAAAAAAAAAAAUGAUGACGACUUGACAUUCACAACAGUGUUCCCAUCAACAUGUAUUUACAUUUAAUUUUUUUUUUCAUCCUGUUUGUUUCAUUAUUUGUCUUUCUUGCCUUAUUUUGUGCUAUAUUAAAUAAUACAUCCCUAUGUUCUUUUUUUUUCUGAGUGAGUUUGGUCUCUAUCAUUGUCUGUAAAAAAUAAUAGUUUUAAGAGAUCAUCUAAUAGAGAUUGAAUAAAUAUGUUACUUGGAUUAUGCUACACAGAUUUUAAGUCAUACAUUUGACAGCUAUGGGAAUUUCUGUCCAGUUAGGAAGCAGAAUGGAUUAUGAAUCAGUUUUACCCGUUUUAUUUUAAAUGACAAGUGACAACAGGUGCACGGGAGAGGCUACAGAAAGACAAGAAUGGUUUUGCAGGUGGAGGCCAUAAACAAUACAUUUCUACUUAUAA